AUGGUCAGACUUUACAAUCUAUCGAAACGUGAAACUCGUGGAUGUCCGGGCGCUGGAUGUAGGCCUACGAAACCAGAUAGCAGCGAGGGGGCGAGGAACGAACAACUGUCCCCGCGAAAUACCAGGACGGAGCCCAUCCUUGCACUUGACAACGCGACAUCAGCCGGACAGAAAGGUGUUUCCUCCUCUGACGCCGCUUCACUCUGCUCCUCGUGCUUCAGCACGCCACUCUCAGAGCCAUACCGCAGACUGGACGCUGGCACCCCCGCUCUCACACCGGAGACGGACCUGACCCCCACACAGUGUGUGCUGCGUAAUGUUCUGUCCAUAGACACCGGGGCCCAGGGCGCCCCCGGGGGCUGCAGCCCCACCCCCAGUGAUGGACCCCAGUUUGAUAAUAGUGUGUUAACUCUGCAUGAACAUGAGGCAUGCCAGUGCGGCGGAGCAGAGGCAGGCCACAGCCCGGAGGCCGGGGCGGUCCGCAGGCAGUCCGAAAGCUUCAGGCUACAGGCUGGAAGUGGAGGCUUUUUGGAGGGGCUGUUUGGCUGCCUCAAACCCGUGUGGACCAUGAUCGGAAAGGCCUACUCCACUGAACAUAAACACAACCAUGAAGAGUCGUGGGAGGUCCCGUUCGAGGAGAUCUCUGACCUGCAGUGGGUGGGCAGCGGGGCACAGGGGGCAGUGUUCCUGGGAAAGUUUCACGGAGACGAUGUGGCCGUGAAGAAAGUGCGAGACAUAAAGGAGACGGAGAUCAAGCACCUACGCAAACUCAAGCAUCCCAACAUCAUCACGUUCAAGGGUGUGUGCACGCAGGCGCCAUGUUACUGUAUCCUGAUGGAGUACUGUGCCCAAGGGCAGCUGUACGAGGUUCUCCGGGCGGGACGCAAGAUCACCCCGUCCCUCAUGGUGGACUGGUCCAUGGGCAUCGCAGGAGGAAUGAACUACUUACACUUGCACAAGAUCAUCCACCGAGACCUCAAGUCCCCAAACAUGUUGAUCACACACGACGAUCUGGUGAAGAUUUCUGAUUUUGGCACUUCAAGAGAGCUCAGCGACAAAAGUACAAAAAUGUCAUUCGCUGGCACUGUGGCUUGGAUGGCUCCAGAAGUAAUAAGGAACGAGCCAGUCUCAGAGAAAGUGGACAUUUGGUCGUUUGGAGUAGUUCUGUGGGAGAUGUUGACCGGAGAAGUUCCAUAUAAAGACGUAGAUUCCUCGGCCAUCAUCUGGGGCGUGGGGAACAACAGUCUGCAGCUGCCGGUCCCCGAGAGCUGCCCAGACGGAUUCAAGAUCCUGCUCAGACAGUGCUGGAACUGUAAGCCCAGGAACAGGCCAUCUUUCCGUCAGAUCCUUCUCCACUUGGACAUAGCAUCUGCAGAUGUUUUGUCCACACCUCAAGAGACCUACUUCAAGUCUCAAGCUGAAUGGAGAGAAGAAGUGAAGCAGCACUUUGAGAAAAUUAAAUCCGAGGGCACUUGUCUACACCGACUGGACGAGGAGCUGAUCAACCGCCGUCGAGAGGAGCUCAGACAUGCGCUGGAUAUCCGUGAGCACUACGAGAGGAAACUGGAGAGGGCCAACAACUUGUACAUGGAGCUGAGUGCAGUUAUGCUACAGCUGGAGCUAAAGGAGAAGGAGCUGCAAAGAAGAGAACAAUCUUUGGACAAGAAGUAUCCUGGUUUGUUUAAGCAUCAUAGCAGCAGACAGAGCUCCACUAACUCCAUGGACAAACUCAUCAAGAAGAGGAAUGUUCCACAGAAACUUCCGUCAGGAAAGAGGCCUGACAUUCUGAAGUCAGAGGUGAUCAUUCCUAAGAUGGAUUCCUCUGUGAUGCAAGUGACAAUCCCCACCUGUAAGGACAGAACCUCCCCGAACCGCUCUCGGAGGGUAAAGACUCGGCACCGCAAACCCGGUAAGGGCAGCAGUGGGGACCUGGCUGGAUUGAAGGCCAGUCAGUCUUCCCCCCAUCGGGACGCCUCCCCCCAGGCCGACCCCUCCGGCACUCCGCCUCCACAGCAGCUCCUGGAUCCGUCGGCCGCUCUGAGAGUCCAUGAGCCGCAGCAGAGGCUGUUGUCCUCCUCCAGCCCUGACCUGAUCAGCUCCACACUGGAGGCCGAUGCACAGGGCCCAAGGGAGGGCUCAGGGGGGGCUCUGGAGCGCGGGGGCAGUCUGAGUGCUUCUGCAGGGCUGGGGGGCUCAGCUCUGGACGACCUGACAGAAACACCUCCACGCAGUGACACGCCCAGUGAGGACCCCUCCUUCCCCUUCUCCAGCAGCCCCGACUCCCCAUGUGGGAGGGGGGCCGGAGGGGGCCGCGGGUCUCUGGGGUCUCCACGACUACCUCACGACGGAGAGGACAAGGACGAGGGGGCGGGCUCUGUGCGUAUCCCCCGAGGAGCUUCAGGGGGCGUCGGCACGCAGCACCUGACACCCUCAGCCAUCCUGUACCGCGCUGCCAUCUCCCGCAAACAGAGACGUGGAGUGUCGUCAGAGGAGGAGGAGGGGGAAGUGGACAGUGAGGUGGAGUUGCCACGGAGACGACGUCCCACUAGUAUCACCAAGUGCCAGUCUGUGUCCACGUUCAGCUCAGAGAACCUGUCGGUGUCGGACGGGGAGGAGGGCCACACCACUGACCACUCCCACAGCGGCACGCCAGACGUGGUCAGCACCAACACGGACGACAGACUGGACGACCGCAGUGACGACCUCCUCUCUCAGGGCUCCGAGAUCCCAGCCGACAACACGGACGGCCUGUCAGAGCGGGAGGGCGCCGUGGGACAGGCCAAAGCCGCGCUGGACCUGGGGCAGAAUUCAAAUGAGAGAUUAUGUGACGACUCCGACUGCGACAGCGCUGAGUUGGACCAGUCCGGCAGCGGAGAGCCCAGCCGGCCCCCGAGCGCUGGAGCCUGGACGUCCCCCUCCCAACCACCGGGCCCCCAGACCCCCCACAGCGGGGCCCCGUAA
Knipowitschia caucasica is the source of this 2961-nucleotide messenger RNA. Lineage: Eukaryota; Metazoa; Chordata; Actinopteri; Gobiiformes; Gobiidae. The record is from the annotation of a GenBank genome assembly.